Solanum lycopersicum (tomato) is the source of this 872-nucleotide messenger RNA. Its product is annotated as large ribosomal subunit protein eL24. Gene Ontology annotation, molecular function: mRNA binding; structural constituent of ribosome. Gene Ontology annotation, biological process: cytoplasmic translation. Gene Ontology annotation, cellular component: cytosolic large ribosomal subunit. The record is from RefSeq and is a predicted model, not a curated record. Lineage: Eukaryota; Viridiplantae; Streptophyta; Magnoliopsida; Solanales; Solanaceae.
CCUUCCCAUCUUUUGGGCCCUUUAAUCCUAUUUGUUAUAAAAUGGUAGCUCAUUAGGGUUACAAUUUCAUUGAGAUACUGUAAAGGAGGGCGGCUCGCUACAGCAUCAACCAUGGUUCUCAAGACAGAACUUUGCCGUUUCAGUGGUGCCAAGAUUUACCCUGGGAGAGGCAUCAGAUUUAUCCGGUCAGACUCUCAGGUGUUCCUAUUCGUCAACUCAAAAUGUAAACACUACUUCCACAACAAGUUGAAGCCAUCCAAGCUUACAUGGACAGCUAUGUAUAGGAAGCAACACAAGAAGGAUAUUGCACAAGAAGCUGCUAAGAAGAGGCGACGUACCACCAAGAAGCCUUACUCUAGGUCUAUUGUGGGUGCAACCUUGGAGGUAAUCCAGAAGAAGAGAACUGAAAGGCCAGAAGUUCGAGAUGCUGCCAGGGAGGCUGCUCUUCGUGAAAUUAAGGAAAGGAUCAAGAAGACAAAGGAUGAAAAGAAGGCUAAGAAAGCAGAGGUUCAGGCCAAGUCUCAGAAAGCUGGAGGAAAGGGCAAUAUGUCCAAAGGAGGUGCAUCAAAAGGUCCUAAGCUUGGUGGUGGCGGAGGAAAACGUUAAGCUGUUGUUUAUGUUGUUUCCUUAUUAGCAAUAGAGUGCCUUGUUUGAAGAGACUGUAAGCGGAGACCUUCAUUUACAAGUAUCUCAUACAUCUGCAGACAAAUUUCUCGUUGACGGUUUUGCAUUUGGUUGCAAAUGCAGCUGUUGAUUCUCCACAUACUAUUGACUUCUUGUGGGUUCAUUCUCUAUUACAGAUGUAGCUUUUUGACUCCUAAACAAAAUAUUUUUGAAAUCUGUUUCUUCGAAACUCUUGCAGUAAUUUACCA